Messenger RNA from Lingula anatina, 1794 nucleotides. RefSeq lists its product as uncharacterized. Lineage: Eukaryota; Metazoa; Brachiopoda; Lingulata; Lingulida; Lingulidae. The record is from RefSeq and is a predicted model, not a curated record.
CUUGCAAAUUUAAAGAUGCUGAGAAUUCAGAUUUGACCUAAGUCCUGCAUGAUGAAAACUGGUUUAAAAAACUGGGAAAUAUUUCAACACUGAAAAUGUCAGCAAUUACCAAGUGCAAAAUUAUUGGGCGAGUGCAAUCUGCAAAGAAUGAGAAUGAAGAAAAUGAUACCCCAGGCACUACAAAUAGUAACACUAAAGUCAAAUUAAGACCCCCAUUUACUCCUAUACAUGGGACACUAUAUAACAUUAGACAAAGGUUGGAAGAAAGGCUCUCAGAUACACCAGCAGAAGUGGAAGACAAAACUAGUCCUGGAUUGGCAAGGUUAAGGAAAACACCAGCCUGUAUAAAGGCACGCCAGCAAUCUCUCAUUCGGAAGCACCAAGUGGCCAAAGAUAAAAUUGACAAUCUGAAUGUAGGGGGAGGGGUAAGCAUGUGGCCUCAGAUGGAAACUAUGAGAUUGACCCAAGGUGAAACCUUGCAGCUCCUGGCAGUGUGCAUUGGAUUGUUCACUUCAACUGUGGUGCUUUUUUAUUUUUUGCAUGGUUCAGAGUUACAAAGACUGAAAUACUAUGACAGAGAACUGCAUGAAUUCUAUAGUCAGCACCCUCUAGUUGUUAAUAAAGACAAUUAUAGCUUUACUGCAAGUGUGCUUAAGUGGCAUACGAGUUACGGAAGACUUUUAGCAGAGAUUCAAGACUCCUUUGCUAUAUCCCUAAUGGACACUCCGUGGAGUUACAAAUUAUGUGUGUUACUCUAUGUCUGUGGGAUAGGAAUAUUGCUGUAUUAUUUGAUGGACAACAUGGUUGCGAAAAGCAAAUUGACACCAAGAAGAAUUAAGAAAUGGGUUUCCCUUCUGACAGUAACUGCUACCUGGACUCUACUAAUGUUAAAGCUGUUGAUCUAUGCUCUGAGGGUUGAACUGGCUGUAGAAAGCAAUGUCCAUAUGCUUAUGAAGGAAUUGGGCCAACUCAUUCCAACUGACCUGGAUCUAGGUAAACUUCAAGUAGUCCUUCAAUACUGGAGUAUGCACUGUUUUCCACCAACAUCGCAAGGUGUACUAAACAUUAUGGGAAUACUUUCUGUGCGGGAUGUAACCUACUAUUUACAAUACUACAGCCUUCCGAUUGUAACUGCUUUAGUCACCCCUGUGCUGAAAUUAGUGGUUUCUUUGAAAGAGAUUUACAGUGACAAGAAGAAGACAUGAAUUAGGCCUAUUAUUUUGGAAAAUCUUUGAAGUUAAAUAUUUAACUGUGAAGUUAAAUAUGUUCCCACAUGUACUGAACAGUAAAGAAAAUUUGUUUCUCACAUGCAGACUACUUAAUGUCUUUGUCAUACAAGCUGCUACAGAAUGCUGUGUACUGAGUGAACUCCCUGGAGUUACAAAUUUUGUGUGUUAUUCUGUCUGUGAGAUAAGAAUAUUGAUGUACAUGAUGACAGGGAGUUCAUGAAUAUUUAAAGCAUUUUAUGGUUGAAAACCAGUUUAACCUGAACCAAGACUAAUUUGCAGAGCAUAAGUGCCUUUAGUCCCAUAAUAUGCCAACUGUUUAAUUUAUUUGCUUGUAACAAUGUUUGCUAUUUCAUUUACUAAUGAGAUUUAUUAAUAAGGGAGAUCUACACAGGUCUGUGGAGUUCAAAGAAUCAUAGAAUUAUGUAGACUAUGCCCACAGUCACCCAAUAUUGCAUGGGGGGAUGAUCCCCUCCCCAUCUUUGCCAGUUGCUUUUGCCAAUUGUUUUCAGACAAUAGCAUGAUUUGCUGCAAGCACUGCUGCUUAUAUAUUAUCAUAGGUGGCAUU